AUGACGAUGAUGCGAUGGCGCGACAAUGCUACUCCUCCUACAGGAAGCGAUGAUGAUAACAUUCUUAACCCAGGGCAGCACGUUUAUCCUUUCUGGUUCAGUCUACCUCUUCAUCUACCCUCUGCCUUCGAGGGAACACAUGGUUAUAUCCGAUACACGGUCAAAGGAACCAUAGGAAGACCUGGGAAGUUUGACUAUCACACCGUCAGAUCCUUCACAGUUCUUGAAAUUAUGGAUUUGAAUAAGGAAGCAUUGGCGUUAAAUGCCGGCGAAAUCCAGGAUUCCAAAUAUCUCUGUUGCCUAUGUUGUAAAUCAGGCCCUAUUGCGGGAACAAUGAAACUUAAUCGCAUGGGAUAUGUUCCAGGAGAAUCCAUUUAUUUUGAAGCUAGUGCUCAGAAUAGCACUACCCGUGUGUGCAGCAUGUAUGCUGAACUAGAAAUGGUCAUAAGUUACCAUGCAAGGAAAGAUAAAUCACGAGAAGAAAGAAAAUCCAUCAAACGUAUUCAACACGACGACAUACCGCCGGGUCAUUCAGAUGUUUGGAGUGGAGAAAAAUUUGUGAUCCCUCCUUUGGCACCAUCGUAUCUAAAGACAUGCAAUCUGAUCGACGUCAAAUACUUUGCGAAGCUUGUUAUUAGUCCCUCUGGACCAGCGUUAGAAUUGAAUCUCCCAGUAGAAAUCAUCAUAGGCACAAUUCCACUGCAGUCAGCGGUCGAGCCUUCCACUCCGUCAGUGAUACCUACUUCAACCUUCAGCGAGUCAGUCUGGGGCCCAACCAAUAUAGAAAGCGAAGAAGAUGGAGAGCACACGGAGGGAGAAAGGAAUUUUACUCCAAAAUACUCGUAUUACACAUGGCAAUAGGUCCCUUUUACAUGUAAUAUAUAGAUUUAUUACAUAGAAAUAAAAACAGGAUUUUUGCAUAUGCAAUAUGCUUAAGGUCACAAUAGACAUAUUAGCUUCUAGGG
Molecule: messenger RNA, 965 nt
Organism: Saccostrea echinata
Lineage: Eukaryota; Metazoa; Mollusca; Bivalvia; Ostreida; Ostreidae
Product: arrestin domain-containing protein 3-like
Exons: 6
Coding region: 1-861 (286 amino acids)
Biological process (GO): protein transport
Cellular component (GO): cytoplasm
Source: RefSeq, a predicted model, not a curated record